AUGCCCGAAUCUUACAUUGUGUACCCUUUGCACGAGUUUGAUGACUCUCCCAUCAACCGAUACAUACAACACUGGACCCUGCGAUUCGAUGCCGUCCUUGACACGCACAAGCUAUGCGCAGCUCUUACACACCUCCUGAGCCAGGGUGACUGGAGAAAGUUAGGUGGCCGUUUGCAGUUCAACAAGGCCGGCAAGCUUGAGAUUCACGCGCCAAGAACAUAUACUCAAGCCCGUCCAGCAUUCCAAUUCUCGGAGCAGACGUUCCCAGUGAGAACAGUGGAUCAUCCUGUUGCAAGAGACCUCCCGAGGGCAAGAGGCAAAGCCGAAUUGUUUCCCGGCAUCGCGUCACAGUUCAAUACCUUGACGAUCGGCCCCGAAUGGGCGCUUGAAUUUGAUGAGCAUAUCAGUCGUCAAGAGCCUGUCAUUGGUAUUCAUAUUGCUCUCUUCAACGAUGCAACAUUGAUAAGUAUCCGCUGGGUUCAUGUGGUAUGCGAUUUUAUGGGGAUCAAAGCUUUGGUCCUGGCUUGGUCAAUGGAUCUUGAUGGACGCUACGGUGACAUUCCGGAAUUUAUGGGAGCACACGAUGACCCUCUGAAGAAUGUCGGUUCAGUGCCUCCCAAGGAGCCAUACGCCCUGGCAGAUAUACAGCUAAGCCCCGAAGCUUUCAAGAAGACAUACGACAGAUACCUGGAACACGUCGAGGCAUACCCGUUCUCGGUGCGGCGCAUGCUCGUGCUACCAGAUUCUGCCUUGCAGAAAAUUAAGAUGGAUUUCAUCGGUGGCCACAGAUCCGAUAACCUCCAGGUUAUUCCCAAGGGAGCUCUCUUCAAUGGACAGUUUAUCAGCGACGCGGACAUUUUAGCUGCCUGGGCUGCGCGACUCUGCUGUGGCAUCCUUCCUGACACAGACCAGCCUGUUCAUGUGAUGGGCAUGUACGAGGCAAGACACUGUCUACCAGAAACGUUUCCCCAACGCAAGGAUAAACCAGAGUCCAGCCCAGUCUUCAUCGCCAAUGCAACAUUCUCCACCUCGACCAACACCACACUGGAGGCGCUUCGGCACCAGCCGCUAGCGAGAACCGCUCUCCUGGUGAGAGAGUCUGUGGCAACAUUAACCAAGGCGCCCCAAGUGCAUGCGCAACUGCAUCUUCUGCGGGAGUCAUACGCCAGGGAUACAGAGAACCCGGCCAUAUUUGCGGCUGAAAACUCUUUUAUUUUAGUUGUGUCUAAUUUCAGUAAGAUGGAAUUCUUUGACUCAAUUGACUUCUCCCCCGCUGUCAUAACCCCCGCCGCAGAGGGCCAUGGGAAGUCUCCAGGAAAAAUCGCUUGGCAUCAAUGGACUUCGCUACAGCACAGCACUCAUAUUCGCAACAUGUUCCAAGUGGGUGGCAAAGACGGUCAAGGCAAUACGUGGAUGAUGGCGAUCUUACCUCCCGAGACCUGGGCUGUGGUCGAGGAACAUUUAGCCGGUCUUUCGAGUGGGCCACGACCCAAGGCGCCUAGCAAGUUGUAG
This is a messenger RNA of Fusarium coffeatum, 1512 nucleotides long. RefSeq lists its product as uncharacterized. The record is from RefSeq and is a predicted model, not a curated record. Lineage: Eukaryota; Fungi; Ascomycota; Sordariomycetes; Hypocreales; Nectriaceae. Bases 1 to 1512 code for a protein of 503 amino acids. The transcript has a single exon.